Condylura cristata (star-nosed mole) is the source of this 3762-nucleotide messenger RNA. It is a transcript of the gene MPPE1, whose product is annotated as metallophosphoesterase 1. Bases 706 to 1890 code for a protein of 394 amino acids. Gene Ontology annotation, biological process: GPI anchor biosynthetic process; endoplasmic reticulum to Golgi vesicle-mediated transport. The transcript has 11 exons. Lineage: Eukaryota; Metazoa; Chordata; Mammalia; Eulipotyphla; Talpidae. The record is from RefSeq and is a predicted model, not a curated record. Gene Ontology annotation, cellular component: endoplasmic reticulum-Golgi intermediate compartment. Gene Ontology annotation, molecular function: phosphoric diester hydrolase activity.
GCUUCCUGCGGGCGCGCUCAGCCUGGACGCGCGUUUGUUUGCAGUGGAGACGGGCUACUGAGCGGCUCCUUGGAGGUCCGCGGGCGAGGCCACGCUAGCGGGUGCGGGCUCCGGGGGGCCUUGCGCCACGCCCCGGCGCGGUUCCCGGCUCCGGGUGCGAGCAGUGGAGUUCAGCAUCAGUCAGCUCCUUCCGGCUCAAGCGGCGCGGUGCGGUGCGGGCGGGCAGCUGCGGCUCGCGCUCACCGCGGGCACAGCUCACGGAAGGGGCGCAGGGCCCGUGGGCAGAGCGCGCGGCGACGCCCAGCCCACGGUUAGCUGCACCGGCUGGCGACCCUCCCUAGGGACCCUUCCCGGCCCCAGCCACCUCUGCGGGUCCUCGCCGCGCGCCUCGGGUUGCUGCUUCCUCGAUGCCCGGUUCUCCGUCCGCCGCCAGGUUGCAUCGACUUCCCACGAUUCUAGAAGACAAUUUAAGGGUAGCACAAAGGACCGAGUUGUGGACAAAGAUGCAGCCAAGAGUUUGCUUAUGAUUUGGAGGAGCACAAGCUUACUUAGAACCUUCUUAGAAUCGAUUCUAUAGGUCGCAUUAAAAGGCAUAUGAAUCAGACCUGGGCACCAUCUGUACCUUACCUGGGAGCCUACAGUUUUCUCAUCGUGAAAUCUUGAUGGAUUUGACUCUUGCUUUUUGGCAACUCCUGGACAGGAAAAAUGCCAAUAAUCAGACUGGGACUUGGAAACCAGAAUUUUCAUCUUUUAAAUAGGAGGACAUUUUUGCUGUUGAAACUUACAGCUAGUGUCCUUGCUGUGCUUCUGUUUUGUGAAUUUUUAAUCUAUUACUUAGUGAUCUUUCAAUGUAAUUGGCCUGAAGUGAAAACUCCAGCUCAUCGUGGUAAACAAGAGAAGCUCCAACCUGUGCUGAAAGCCAUGUUUUUGGCUGAUACCCACUUGCUUGGGGAAGUAAGAGGCCACUGGCUGGAUAAAUUACGAAGGGAGUGGCAAAUGGAGAGAGCCUUCCAGACGGCCCUGUGGUUGUUGCAGCCGGAAGUCGUCUUCAUUCUGGGGGACAUCUUUGAUGAAGGGAAGUGGAGCUCCCCCCAGGCCUGGGCAGACGAUGUCGCCAGGUUUCAGAAAAUGUUCCGACAUCCGCAGCACGUGCAGCUGAAGGUGGUUGCUGGCAACCAUGACAUUGGCUUCCACUAUCAGAUGGACGCAUACAAAAUAAAACGUUUUGAGAAAGUUUUCAACCCUGAGAGGCUGUUUUCUUGGAAAGGAAUUAAUUUUGUGAUGGUCAACAGCGUUGCCCUGGAAGGGGACAACUGUAGAAUUUGCUCUGAAGCAGAAGCUGAACUCACUGAAAUUUCUCACAGACUGAACUGCUCUCGAGAGGAACAUCACCCCAGUCAGUGUGGAGACAGGCUGCCAGCGUCAGCUCCAAUCCUGCUGCAGCACUUCCCACUUUACCGGAGAAGUGAUGCUAACUGUUCUGGAGAGGAUGCAGCACCCCCAGAAGAAAGAGGCAUCCCCUUCAAGGAGAGAUACGAUGUGCUUUCUCGGGAGGCUUCACAAAAGCUGUUAUGGUGGCUGCAGCCGCGGCUGGUCCUGAGCGGCCACACGCACAGCGCAUGCGAGGUGUUCCACGGGGCCGGCCUGCUGGAGCUCAGCGUGCCUUCCUUUAGUUGGAGGAACAGAAACAACCCCAGCUUCAUUAUGGGCAGCGUGACACCCACGGGGUAUGCUCUCGCCAAAUGUUUCCUCCCCUUGGAACACACAGUUCUGAUCACAUACUGCGGAGCGGCUGGCUUCCUGGUGGUCCUCAUAUUAACUUACUUGCAGCUAAUAACCUCACCUCUUCAUUUAGGUUGGAACCUGCUUAAAAAAUAUAAGACAAAGUAAAGAGCAGGAAACUUCUGCAUUUAGUAAUAAAUAUCAAAGUCAAAGAAACUGAACUCUGGGUGUUGUGCCUAUCAGGUGAGGCCAAAGUAGGCUGUCUCUAUGCCCAUCAUAGAAAUUCUAAAUCACUGAUGCAAACCAUGGCAGAAUAAAUAGUUGAUUGUACUGUUCUCAUGCUAUAAAAAUGGAACAUGUACUCUAAACAAAUCUGUUUUCUCAUUUUAUCAAAUAUAUGUAUAAUCAAAGAUUGUAUCUGUACAGUAUGUAAAAGCUAUUAAUGUCAUCACUUGCAUGCACUAGGUAGUCUUUCCUUCCCCAGGAUGGAGCGAGCAACUCUGGAACACACUUGAGAUUAGGUGUCCACAGACCUGGGGUUUGCUUCUGUCCACCCAUGAAGUGGUUCUCAAAUUCCUAUAAAUUAUAAGGCUGUAAACUUAAAAAUAUAAAUGCUACAAGAAGUAAUGUAUUGUUUUCACAGACUUUCAUAUUUUUUGUGCUAAAUUAAUGGAAUCAUAUUUUUAGAUAAAUAUUAUUGUCUCUUCAACAGAUGAAGUUUUUAAAUCUGAAUUUUAAUGCUUGUCAAUGACCAAAAGAAACCUGAAAAUUAGACUAGUAAAUGUCUUGAUGACUUUAAGCUAGAUAGAAUGUAAUUUUCUUGAGUCUAGCUCUUUAACUUUUAAAAUGAAAAAAGGGAAUUAUUGAGUAGUAAUGCACAAAACAGUACACAACACUUCUGUGUAUGUGAGGGUAUAUAUUUUUCAUUUAGUCUUCAUGUUUUACUUAAAAGUGCAACAGGAACUGUUUUAUUUCUACUUUAUAUGUCUCAGUUCAAAUGAGAGUUUCAUGAAGUGGUUAAAUGGACAGGGGUAAAAAUUGGCUGAUAAUGAAAUAAAAUGUUUGCUGUAUUGACUGUAAAGUUGUCAUCCUGUCUUUUUUUUGAAAAGUAGCAUUUAAAAUCUAGAAGAGUAUAUAAAGGAUUCUAAAAUUUUUAUUAUAGAGUAAACUUUAAAAUAUUGAACAGAGAGUGAAAAGACUAAAAGGAAUGAAUGAAGUGAUGCAGGCUAGGCUAUCGCUUCUCUGGAUCUGUGUUGAAAUGCACUUUGGACAUUUCUACACAUUAUCUUCCAACUAAGGGAACUACCCUCAAAACUGUGGCUGUGGUGAGAAUAUGAAUUGUCAGUGCCACUGUGAUUUUGCUUUCCAGAUACUGAGUCAUAAUGUUCCAGGCUGCAUUUAUUAAUCUUUGAAGUGUGAAAAGAAAGCCAUAUAUUUUGGCUUUAUAUGUCAAACAAAGGUCUUGUAAUGAUUUUUCUUUAAAAGUGAAGAUGUUCUUAUUUCAUUCUUCUAGGCCAGACACAAGCAUUGGCAUCUUUUGGUGCUUUCUUGCUAACGUCUCCAUAAUAGCAAAAUAAUCAAAAGAUGUAUGGUCUGGAGGGGGGAAAAAAAAACCCUUGGUUCCCUGUGAUGUUUUGUAAGAUGUGUAUGAUCAUGUGUUUACUAUAUGCAUAUGUGCAUAUAUGUAUAGUUAUAUAUACAUAUAUAUAUAUAAAAUCAAGGAGUAUUUUAAAAAGUACCAACCUGACAAAACAUCCUAAAUUCUACAGAUACCAUUCAUUCCCUUUUUCAGAGCAAGCGGCAGAUAAUGUUGACAUUUAGCUGUUCAGCACAAUAAAAACACAUUUCUUUUACAGAUGUAGUAGCCAUGAUCAAGGCACAAAAAUCUACAAGGAUUUUUCUUUAGUAGUUAUACAAAAUAAUAUUACAUUUUGUGGCCUGUACAAUAUAACAAACCAGCAGUAACAACAACAACAACAAAAAUAUGAGAGAGGAGACUAUGGCCCAAGCAGAGUGAACUCUGGAGAAUCCGUUUUGGAU